Molecule: messenger RNA, 3029 nt
Organism: Malurus melanocephalus (red-backed fairy wren)
Lineage: Eukaryota; Metazoa; Chordata; Aves; Passeriformes; Maluridae
Gene: OGFOD3
Product: 2-oxoglutarate and iron dependent oxygenase domain containing 3
Exons: 9
Coding region: 298-1305 (335 amino acids)
Cellular component (GO): membrane
Molecular function (GO): iron ion binding; L-ascorbic acid binding; oxidoreductase activity, acting on paired donors, with incorporation or reduction of molecular oxygen
Source: RefSeq, a predicted model, not a curated record
GCUCUGGCCUCGAUUGCUUUGGUCUGUCGCCGCGCCGUCCCGCCGCACUCCGCCAGGCCGCGUCCCGCUGUCCUGUCCCCGCUGUCCCGUCCCCGCCCGCCCGCGCCCUGCUGUCCCGCUGUCUCACUGUCCCGCUGUCUCCGUGUCGCGGUGUCCCGGCGCCGCCCAUCCGCCGCUCCCGGCUCGGCGCUGGAUACUCCCAUUGCCUCUCGGCGGCCGGGGGCGUUCCCCAGGCAGGCAGACCGGCAGGCCGAGGCGAGGCGCGCCGAACGCAUCGCUCGAGGCUGAGGAGGCGCGAUGGCUCCGCAGCGGCGGGCAUUGCCCCGCGGCCCCGACAGCGCCGGGUCGGGACCGGGACCGGGGCCGAGCCGCGGAGGCCGCCGGCACAGCAGCGCCAGGAAGAGCAGAUUCCAGCAGGAUCCCCGGGGAAGGUGGCUGAAGGCGGCGAUUCUCCUCCUCCUCUCCGCUGCGGCCGGCGGUGCUGGCCUCGUGGUCUGGAGCCGCCUCCGCGCCCAGGAUGCGAUCACCGAGGGUGGAAUCCCUGCAGGUGGGGUCACCGAGGUGCUGGCACAUCGCAGCGACAACCUGCGGGACAAAUUCGUCGAGAUCCCCUGCUCGGAGGACUACGACAGCCACAAACGGUUUGAAGGGUGUACUCCUAGGAAGUGUGGAAGAGGUGUGACUGAUGCUGUAAUCACAAGGGAAGAAGCUGAAAGAAUUCGUAGAAUAGCAGAGAGGGGACUGUCCUUGGGAGGAUCUGAUGGAGGGGCAUCAAUUUUGGACUUGCAUUCCGGAGCUCUUUCCAUGGGGAAGCAUUUUGUUAAUCUGUACAGGUACUUUGGGGACAGAAUUCAAGACAUCUUCACAGAAGAAGAUUUUGCAUUAUACCGGGAUGUSAGACAGAGGAUUCAGCAAAGGAUUGCUCAGGUGUUUGGGAUCAGCUCCUCUGCCAUGUACCUGACCAAGCCAACMUUCUUCUCCAGGAUGAACAGCACAGAAGCCAAGACAACCCAYGAUGAGUACUGGCACCCACACGUUGACAAGGUAACUUAUGGCUCUUUUGACUACACUUCUCUGCUGUAUCUCUCUGACUACAGCGAAGAUUUCGGGGGUGGACGGUUCUUGUUCAUGGAUGCAGAUUCCAACAAGACAGUGGAGCCCCGAGCAGGCCGGGUGUCAUUUUUCACCUCUGGAUCAGAGAACCUCCAUUGGGUGGAAAAGGUUCAGUGGGGCACUCGCUUUGCCAUCACCAUCUCCUUCACCUGCGACCCAGAGCACGGCAUCGGGGACCCUCUGCUGGCCUGAGCCUGGGCAGGGCAUUGGGGACUGGGCUGAGCCCUGGGCACGGCAUCGGGGACCCUCUGCUGUCCUGAGCCCUGGGCCUGGCAUUGGGGACCCUCUGCUGGGCUGAGCCCUGGGCACGGCAUCAGGGACCCUCUGCUGGGCUGAGCCCUGGGCACGGCACUGGGGACCCUCUGCUGGCCUGAGCCCUGGGCCUGGCAUUGGGGACUGGCCUGAGCCCUGGGCCUGGCAUUGGGGACCCUCUGCUGGCCUGAGCCCUGGGCCUGGCAUUGGGGACCCUCUGCUGGGCUGAGCCCUGGGCACGGCAUCAGGGACCCUCUGCUGGGCUGAGCCCUGGGCACGGCACUGGGGACCCUCUGCUGGCCUGAGCCCUGGGCCUGGCAUUGGGGACUGGCCUGAGCCCUGGGCCUGGCAUUGGGGACUGGGCUGAGCCCUGGGCACGGCAUUGGGGACUGGGCUGAGCCCUGGGCACGGCAUCGGGGACCCACACGGCACAGGAGCUCCAGUGGAAGGCGAGAAGAAAGGGAGACACCAUCUCCUGUCACCUCACCUGCGGUUGGAAUUGCCCAGCUGUGCCAACACACUGUCACACACUUUGUUUUCACAUGUCCUCCAUAAACACUGCCAAUGRUGGCUUAAGGACCAUCUUAAAUUUGAUGCAUUCUGAAAAUGGUUUGUCCUCAUGUGCCAAAGGGACAGGCUACAACGAAGAGUGAGCUCUACAGAGAAGAGAAACUGGGCUCUUCAUUUUUUUACAAUUCUUUAAAAAUUCUUCCCGUUUGAAAGAUACAAAUAAUCUUUCUGGCCAUGCCUUGGUGACUCCCCAAGUUGCUGUUACUGUUURAUUCUUUAGUCUCUUCAGUUACUAAUGUGAUGUCGAAAGUCUGACCCAAGUUAACUGAGCAAGGUGAGUGUUAUUCUCUAGAACACACCUUCUGUUGAGAGGAUGGAUUUUCCUGAGCAUGGGGAUCAGUGGGCCAUACACCUUUGGAUUCUGGGACUUACUUGAGCUUUCUUUUAUUUAAUUACUACUGAUUCAAUAUCCAGGGAGUCUCUCAAUAGCUAUUUUUAGACUUCUCUUUCCCAGUUUAAUAUGAAGACUUUUUUCUGUUAAAAAAGUCUGCUCAUCUCCUCUAGGGCCACUGUUCCUGAAUAUUAAAUUGCAGGGACUUCAAGAGGAGCUGUGUGCAUUGCAGUACAGAUAAAGUAACAAACGCAUGCAUAAUCUUGCCAGCUACUGUGGGUUUUUACUGCAAUGAAAGAUUUUUAUGGGUCAGGAAAUUGAUAAAUAAAUGGUAGGAAAAUUUUUUGACUGAUUUUUUUUCUCAAUGAAAUUCUGAAGCAGCCAUGUUGAUCUGGUUUAUUAGUUGGAUGUAUAAUUUCUGUGAAAUACUGAAAAUCUGGGAGUGUGCUUUGAUUUAUUUUUAAAUUUUAUGCAUACAGUUUUGACUCUGUAAUGUACCUUUUUAUGGAAAUAGUAAAUAUUGGAGGGAAUUACAGUGAAGAUCAAUAUAAAGAGGAAUAUGUGAGAGGACACUUGGACUUGGGAUGGCUCUCAUUGGACACACUCUGUAAUUAGUCCUCUGUAAUGUCAUUUCAUUGUUCUCAAMCCUGAAAAGGGCUUCCUUGUCUGUAUUAAAAGGCAGAAUUGUUAAAAUGGUUGGAUGCAAGGAAAUAAUAAAGUCAUCUGGGUUUCAUAUUGAAAUACUUGUCUUAAAGCCUGUUUU